GCGUGCAUCUCACAGGCUUCCGCAGGCCAAGGACUUGAAAGGUGACAUGGGAAAAGACGAGUUCAACAAGUACGUCUUGGAAUGUUUGCCCUUGCUUUCUCCCGAAGACUUUGCCGACAUUUGGGUUGGCAUUCCCCGUGAGCUUCGGGCAGUAGCAUGGCGCCCCCCACCGGGCAUCAUUGUGGACAUUGAUUCUUUGAAGGGCGUUGACCGCAUCCAGAUGUGUUCCAAAUUGAAUGCCUUGAGACGGGAGAGAUGCAUCCAGCUGGCUUCUCCAAGGCAGCAGUCACACUUUGAGGACGAGAAUUGGACCAUCACUCCCAUGUCGAGGCUUUGUUGUUCACGUUUUUGGGAGUGUUUUCGUUUGCUGCCGCUGACUACCACGAAUGAAUCCAAGUGGACGGCAACUGUGAAGUACCUUUCCAAAUGCCCAGAGAAAGCCGAUUCCUCGGAUACCUCACGGCACAUUGAUGCCAGCACUCGUGCCUCGGAUUCACUUGGUGAAGCUGUUGCUCCUGACCGUGUGCCGGGGCCCAAGUUGGCAACUCCAAAGAAAGGCCUGGCAGGAUUAUCUGCUUUGGCUGAUGCUACUCCACUGAAAGCUGGAUUGGACGCCCCUCCGGCCGACCGUAACAGUGAGGAGUUCGCAACUUGGGUUUCUGCUAGGAUUCAGGCUGAUGUGGAUGGUUUAUCUUUGGAUUCAUUAGAGGUGAAGCAUGCAAACCGAUUUCCUUGCAAGUUGAAGCCCAGUGCUGCUUUGAAGACCCUUCCUCCUUUGGACGUCAUGAGCCCCAUUUACCAGCACACAUUUCAGUUCUACUUGCGCAAGUUCAAGGCUUUGCUGACGGAUGUGAGCCUCGGAUCGGCCCCAGCUAAGUCCUUGAAGCGCUUAUGCGAUGCAUUGAACUUGGAGGUGCGGGGCAAAGACAGUCAAGUUUCAGAAGUGCUCGCCCGAUUGCGGGCCACAGACAUGGUACAAUGUCCCCCGUGUUGGGGUGAAUGUGAGGACCAGGAGCACAUAGCUUCGGCUUGUGGCGCUGCCCUGUGCUUGCUUGCACUGUUGCGAUUUUGGUUCCUGGGACUCACUAAGGGAAAGAUGGAAGCUGAGGAGAUUAUACUUCGACAUCGUUUUCCUGGCUGUGGACUGUGUGCUUUGGCUGCUUGGAGGUUGUCGAGGUCAGCUUGGGUGUAUGUAGUGCAGCGUGUCACCAACAACGAGUCAGGGUGGCGCCGAGCACGGGCCUUGCGCAUGUUGCGUCGGAUUGCUGGCAUUCGAAGAGACUUGCCAUCCCCCAUCGCUGUCAUUUCUUGUGACAUUCCCUGGGUUGGGUCGCAGCAAGCUCGCAAUUUGGCCGUGCACGCGGUGCGUUCUUUGGUGGCCUCAUGGCGCAGGGCGGGUCAUUGGUUACCUACUUUGAGGCAUGCGCGGAUUCGUUUCCGGUGGGCAACUACGCCCUCUCUUGGUAGCGUUCUUUGCAGCCGUGACUUCUUUGCAGACUUUGCAAUGGUGAGGCCGCCUUGUGUUUGUCGGGAGUUCCUGCUGGCAGACCCCACCUGGCCCACGGUGACCGUGGAUGGUCAAGUGCACAUUGCUGCAUCCCAGGCUCGGAUUCCAUGGCCACGGCACUUGCGGAAGUUCAGAGAAUUACCAGCCAACUUGCGUUUGCCACCGAGGCGGCAGCAGAUCGCAGUUGCUGUGAAGCAAAUGCUUCGUCGACUGCGGGACCGUUGCAAGCUGGCGGAUGAGCCAUGUUGGGUCGAAUCCGUUGUUGCCGAUUUGACUGCAGCUUUGCAAGGGCUAGCUGCUCAGCACUCUACCAGAUUUCCUGUUUCGUGGCUGGAGAUUUCACUGGCCCGGGAAUUCCUCAGGCCUUUCUUCACGCAGGUCUUUGACCACAACCUGUCCCGUAUUGGUGUGUUUUGUCCUGCCCUAGUACACGUCCAAGCUUGUGCAGCUCUUGAUCUUGGUGAUCAUGGCACGGGGCUGGAUUUUGCUUGGGAAGCUGAUACGCGGAGGGCUGAAGUGAUGGCUACCAUGGCAAAGAUUGAGGGCCUCCCGCCGCACUUGCAACCAACGCGGCUGUCCUUGGUACCAGCCAGAUCUUGGUCUAUCGGAACUCCCGUUUUUCUUCCAAAGUGGAAGGGUCCAGGAGUGAAGUGGCGCCUGAUAGUGAACAAGCACCACGCGCCGGCUUGGUCCGAUUUUCCAUCAGCCAAUGCCUUCUUGGGCAUGGUCUCGGACUUCAACGCUCUUGUGAAGAGCAUGUUCAUGGAGCCGCGUGGGUGGAUUGCAGCGAUGGACAUGGUUGAUUGUUUCCACCACCUUCCUUGCUCCGAAGCGCCGUCUAUUUGGGAUGCUCUUUCUGCCUUUUGGAGCGCCCGACAUGUGGCUUACAUCAGUGUGCCUUUACGAAGGGGCGGUGGUGCUGGUCUCCUUGGUCUGGUCUGUGACGCUGGCUGGGUUUGCUUUUCCUUUGCAGAGAUUCGGGAGGUGUUGAUGCACUUUACCUUGACCAACUUUGUGGCUCUGCCCGGCCUCCUCGGGCGUGAGCUGCGUGGGGCUCCAAUGGGCGAUGCUUUGAGUGGGGCAGUGCUGCGGCUCUUCAAGUGGAGUAGGGAGGCUGCGCAACUACCUGUUGAGGAGGCAGACACUGUUUGUUUCCGCAGGUCCUGCUCCCAGCUGGUCCAUCUCUGUGGUUGCAACAUGUUGGUCCUUGACGUCAGUUUCCGGGACGACUUGCGCAUGUUUUGCGUGUGGGACGGGCAAGCCAUAAUUGAUAGGGAAAGGGUGGCGCAAUGGGCUAUCUCCAGGCUGCGCACACGAUACCACUACGGCACCAUGAGCUUGGAAGAGUGUGAUUUUCGGACAUUCAUUGGUCUGCGGGCCUUUUUGUUGGUGACCAGAGAUUGGAUCCUUCGCCGGGUGUCCGCAAAGGAUGCCCGUGCAGUACAGUGCGUAAGACUUGAGGUGGAGAGGGCAUUGCGGCGAUUGCGUUAA
Messenger RNA from Durusdinium trenchii, 2998 nucleotides. The record is from the annotation of a GenBank genome assembly. NCBI's taxonomy places the organism in Eukaryota, Dinophyceae, Suessiales, Symbiodiniaceae.